GGAGGGCCCCGCGGGGGGAGGGGUCAGCGGGUCUCGGCCCCCGAGCCCUCCGUCCCCUCUCGGACCCCGGCCCUGCGGCGGGGCCUGUCGGGAGUUGUAGUCCCAGGGCGGUGGCCGCGCGCGGCGCCGGGGAUGCGGGGUGCCGCCUGUCCCCGCCUCCCCCUAACCUGCUAACUCGAGGUGGGGAGCGCAGAGGAGGAACCACGAGAUCCCUGAUUGGCCGAGGCCUCUCCCAGCCCCCACCCGGUCCCCCUCCCCCGCUCGCCACUUCGGACUCCCGCGCCCGGCGCGCAGAGGCUGCCACCGAGCGAGCGUUCCCGCAGCCGCCGCCGCCGCCCCGAGCACCCGCAGCUCCGGCGCCGCGGCGAGACGCAGAGACGGACGGACCCACGGACCUUCGCGGCCGCAGCAUCCCGGAGGAGAACAUGCUUGCCAACUCAGCCAGCGUGCGGAUUCUCAUCAAGGGAGGCAAGGUGGUGAACGAUGACUGCACCCACGAGGCCGACGUCUACAUCGAGAACGGCAUCAUCCAGCAGGUGGGCCGGGAGCUCAUGAUUCCCGGAGGGGCCAAGGUGAUCGACGCCACGGGGAAGCUGGUGAUCCCUGGAGGCAUCGACACCAGCACCCACUUCCACCAGACCUUCAUGAACGCCACGUGCGUGGACGACUUCUACCAUGGCACCAAGGCGGCGCUCGUGGGAGGCACCACCAUGGUCAUGGGCCACGUCCUGCCUGACAAGGAGACCUCCCUUGUGGAUGCCUAUGAGAAGUGCCGGGCCCUGGCCGACCCCAAGGUCUGCUGCGACUACGCCCUCCACGUGGGGAUCACCUGGUGGGCGCCCAAGGUGAAAGCAGAAAUGGAGACCCUGGUGCGAGAGAAGGGCGUCAACUCCUUCCAGAUGUUCAUGACCUACAAAGACUUGUACAUGCUCCGGGACAGCGAGCUGUACCAAGUGCUGCACGCGUGCAAGGACAUUGGGGCCAUUGCCCGGGUCCACGCGGAAAACGGGGAGCUGGUGGCCGAGGGUGCUAAGGAGGCCCUGGAUCUGGGGAUUACAGGCCCAGAAGGCAUCGAGAUCAGCCGUCCGGAGGAGCUGGAAGCGGAAGCUGCUCACCGUGUCAUCACCAUCGCCAACAGGACUCAUUGUCCGAUCUACCUGGUCAACGUGUCCAGCAUCUCGGCUGGUGACGUUAUCGCAGCUGCUAAGAUGCAAGGGAAGGUUGUGCUGGCCGAGACCACCACCGCCCACGCCACGCUGACCGGCCUGCACUACUACCACCAGGACUGGGCCCACGCGGCCGCCUACGUCACGGUGCCUCCCCUGAGGCUGGACACCAACACCUCCACCUACCUCAUGAGCCUGCUGGCCAAUGAUACUCUCAACAUCGUGGCGUCAGAUCACCGGCCGUUCACCACGAAGCAGAAGGCCAUGGGCAAGGAGGACUUCACCAAGAUCCCGCACGGAGUGAGCGGCGUGCAGGACCGUAUGAGCGUCGUGUGGGAGAGAGGCGUGGUUGGAGGAAAAAUGGAUGAGAACCGUUUUGUGGCCGUCACCAGUUCCAACGCGGCUAAGAUUCUCAACCUGUAUCCCCGCAAGGGCCGCAUCAUCCCUGGCGCCGACGCCGACGUGGUGGUGUGGGACCCGGAAGCCACGAAGACCAUCUCGGCCAGCACCCAGGUGCAGGGGGGAGACUUCAACCUGUACGAGAACAUGCGCUGUCACGGCGUGCCCCUGGUCACCAUCAGCCGGGGCCGUGUCGUCUACGAGAACGGCGUCUUCAUGUGCGCCGAGGGCACCGGCAAGUUCUGCCCGCUGAGGUCCUUCCCAGACACAGUCUACAAGAAGCUGGUCCAGAGAGAGAAGACCCUGAAGAUGAAGGGAGUGGACCGCACUCCCUACCUGGGGGACGUCGCCGUUGUCGUGCACACGGGGAAAAAGGAGAUGGGCACGCCGCUGGCCGACACGCCCACGCGGCCCGUCACCCGGCACGGGGGCAUGCGGGACCUCCACGAGUCCAGCUUCAGCCUCUCGGGUUCUCAGAUCGACGACCACGUUCCAAAGCGAGCCUCGGCCCGGAUCCUCGCGCCCCCUGGCGGCAGGUCAAGCGGCAUUUGGUAAAGGCACUGACCGGCGCCCCCACCGCGGGGCUGCACCGCUGCCACCAGCCCGCGCACCUCCCGGCCGCAGCUGCAGGGGGCGGGAGAGGCUGGGCUGGGCGGCGCACCACCGGCGGGGGCCCCGGGACCCGGGGAGCCCUCCCCAAGCCUGAACGUGAUUCACUGUGCUUCGAGCCAACCCUAACAGGCACUUUGAGCUGUUCUGCUGUGGUCCUGUCCUGCCUCGGCCCCGGCGGGCUGUUCUGGGCCCAGAAAGCCCACACUAUGCACGAGCCCAGGCCCAGCCCCUCCUCUCACACCUGCCUCCACCUGCUGGCCCUGGGAAGGCCGACUUUGGUGCCCUGCCCCCUGGCUGGCGGCCAGCUGUCCGGAGCACUUUAGCAGAUGUGUAUUAAAAGGCCUCCCUCCCCCACCCCGCCCCUUCCCAAGUCAGACAGACAGGUGUCAGCUUCCCCGGCUCUCCUGCCUCCCCACCCCCAACCCCCCCACCCCCACCCCCGGCCCUGUGCGGGUGUGGUUGGGACACCCUGUGCCCUUUGCCAGUUUCUUCUGCCUCCUGCCUGCGCCCGCUGGGAGUCACGGGCCCAGAAGUGAGGCGGGCGGGGCGUGGGGCUGGUGCCAGGUGCGUGUAAAUGAUUUUGUUUUGCACGUUUGGUUUGCGCAGUGGUUUGGUUUGACUUGUUUGUGCAUCCUGUGAUAAUAACGGUGCUUCGUGUCACUAGCAUAGCAUAGAAACAGGAGUAGCUGUGGUUCUUAGGAGAUGCUGCACUCGACACCAACCAGACAGCACAGGCAGAGACAGCAAGACAGCGGGGGGCUGGCCACGCAGCCCCUCUUCUCCCCACCCGGGUGCCCAGGCUGCCAGAGGCCCCGGUCCAGGCCCCCUGCCCUCCCCUGCCCUCCUAGCCUGGGUUCCUGGGUUCUGGGAGGGGCCCUGGGUGCUGGCCCUGGGGACCUUCAGGCAGCAGGGUGGCCUCUCUCAUCUCUGCCCAUGAUCACCCCCAGCACCAACCCCUGCCCCCCACACGUGCACAGCUUCCGGAAACUUCUCCCUGCCGCACAGAGGCCUCGCCGCUCCUCCUGUGUGAUUGGCAGGAGGCCUCACGCCUGCUGAGAGAGGGGGAGCCGGAGGGGCUGGCCAGCUGCCAGGGAGGGAGACCCCAGAGCCCGGGACCUGGCGGUAGACCCCGCGAGACUGCACGGGUGCUGUGGUCCCCUGUGGUGGGCACCACGCCCGCGCCAGCUUGUGCCUCGUCUCCUCCCCUGUCCGGGUGGCCCCCCUCGGUGGGCCCCCCGCCUCCACAGCCCCACAGAGGUUCCCACUGAGACCCUGGCGGCUGGGUCGUCUGGGCCGGAACCUGGCCACCUCGUCCCGGUCAGGCCUGGGCUCCCCCUUGGGGAAGUGACUUGGUGGUGCACACCUGCUUGUGCGAGGCCCCUGGAUGUGUUCAGGUUCACGGUCUUAACCCUGCAGUUUCCCACAGUGCUUUUCACAUCUUCAGAGCACUUCCACGUCGGCAUCCUCCUUUGCUCCCCACAACAGUGGAACACAUAUUAUUCUCCCCAUUUUAAAGAUGAGGAAACUGAGGCCCAGAAGGACUCAAGGAGUGUCCACGGACACCCAUAUGACCUUGGCUGUCUACCCCAGCUGUGGGGAGGAGGCCUGGGGGGAGGUAUCUUGCAGAGCCCACCUAAGCAUGUAACCAACUCCCCGGGAUGCAUCCGCUUUGUUUUGCACAGGUAGAUAUAGAUUUUUCUCAUCCCCAUUACAAAAACAUGAAUGCAUAGUCUCUGUUUGAGCGAGAACCAGUCUGAUGGUGGAGGCUGGCCGUGUGGUGUGAGCUGAGUCUGAAGGCGGAGGCUCACCAUGUGGUGUGAGCUGAGUCACGUCCCUCAUGCCAGGGCUCAUAGGACAGGGAUGGUAGCCAGGGAACAGAGGCAGGGAGGGGACUCGUGGAGAGACGCAGCCCUGGGGACAGAAGGUAGGGCCUGGGAGAGCCACUGUGGAUAAGGGUGGGUAAGACCGCGACGCUCUCCCCUGGCCCAGUGCCCGUCAUCUUCAGCCCUUUCGGCCCUUGCUGGGUCAUGGGCCUUGGGCAGAUGCCAAAGAGCCUGGCAGUGCUGGUGGCCAGCUGGGCAGCGCGUCCGUGCCUGGGCCAGGAAAGCUUUAUGUUCUCUGAGUGCCUCCGCCUGAGAUGUGUGAGCCGUGGUGCUGGGAGACCACGCCUGGGGUGGCCCACUGUGGGCCUUCCUCCCUUCAUCCCCCACCCCCGCACCCGUCCUCACGUAGACUCUGCCCCUGCCCAGGAGCUUGGAAGAUGGACAUGAGGAAGUUCAAGGAGCCAAUGAGUGGUCAGCACCUCCCCCUGCUCCUGGCCCCGUGCAGAGCCCCUGCCCGGCCGCAGCCCCGCUGGCUCCCAGUCGGAACGCGAGGGUCUCUGGUUGCACUGAAUGCAGCUCUCAAACCGGUCUUGUACUUGCUGAAUAAAUACUGUUGUUCUUGCCUUAGCCACUCUCUAGGUUUGUGGGGUGAAGUUACCAGAAAAAAAAUUGUGCUCCCGUGUGUGUGCGUGUGCGUGCGUGUGUGUAGUGCUAGGAGCCCACAGUAGGUCUCUGUCAAGCCAAUGCCAUGGGAGGGCUUUUCCGAUAUGACCCAGGAGCCACAGAACCACACAGAAACCCACACCCGCUCCGGCUGCUGCGGCGCCAGGUGCAGCCUGGGCCGGGGGCGGAGCCUCUGACAGCCCAGCACCCAGGCGACUUCCUCACUCCCCUGUAAGUGUCACGGUGCUAAGACUGUGUCAAGCCCAAGACGACACGUGGUCCUGUGCUUUGGCCACCCGUUUGAGGCAAAAACAAAACAACCCGGCCUGUUGUGUUCUGGUGCAGGUUUGUAUUAAACUGUAGCUUCUUCUCA
Oryctolagus cuniculus (rabbit) is the source of this 5036-nucleotide messenger RNA. RefSeq names its product dihydropyrimidinase like 5 (gene DPYSL5). Gene Ontology annotation, cellular component: cytoplasm; cytosol. The record is from RefSeq and is a predicted model, not a curated record. Lineage: Eukaryota; Metazoa; Chordata; Mammalia; Lagomorpha; Leporidae. Gene Ontology annotation, molecular function: hydrolase activity, acting on carbon-nitrogen (but not peptide) bonds, in cyclic amides.